CUCGGACAUUGGCCCAGAUCCUGUACCGCCYUCUAGUGGUGUGCAAUUCUAUUCAAUAUCCUCCAGAAGCAAACGAAUGAUCCACCAUCAUCGUCUCUUAUCAAAUACGAGGCAUCGUUACAGAGUAGGCCUCAGUGGUGAGGGCGUUCGAUCGACCUUAGGAUAUGGCGGAUAUGGGGCKCUUGACAUCGUCCAUCGGUGUUUGUCGACUACGAUUGCGACAACGGAUGCGAACGUGACAGAUCUCUAUCCGUAUGAUAUUCAACAGGCCCGUAGAACACAAGCCCGCGGCAGGCAUUUCUUGCGGGCCAAAAGUAUAAUAAGGCWGCCAACAWUACGAUCGCUCUCGUCGUCUCCGUUGCACCAACAGUUGCAGUUCCGGUACUUUGCGUUCGAUUCUCGGAAAGCCCGCAAGCCCAAAAAGAGAAAGGAUCCUUUUAGGGUCUUGAAGAUUCCCAAAGAAUCUCUUUAUAAAGACGUAAAGACGAAGUUUCUGAAGAUUGCCAUGAGCAACCAUCCCGACACGCACGGCGACGAUCUGUCUGACGAGGAAAAAGACGCAAUGAGAGACAAAUUUAUCGAGGCCCGUAUGGCCUUCGAGAUGCUCGCGGAAGACGAGGACGAUGGGACGGCYAUCUUGGUGGAAGAAAAGGAAGACAGGGAAAGUAAUUUUGAUUCAUGGUUCCGCAACGAAACUGGUCUCAAGAAUCCGUUUGAUGUCGAUAUCGAUCCCGAAACGAUGAAGGAAGUAGCAGAAAUGACCGAAAAAUUGGGAGGGAGCCAAGGGAUGGACCGGGACGGAGGCAGUAAGUCCUUUGUGUUUAGUGGAGACAAUUAGAUUCGUGCAGCCCGAGCAAGAAAUCUGGUUCCCAGCAGCAAAACACUUUCGUUCUGGCGCAUUGCUUAUCUUUUUCUUUUUGAUGUUUUGAACCAUCCAUUCUACCUUGCUCCUGUUCUUUUAGUGUGGGCAUUGGCACGAAUGGUUACAUCUGCCGUAAAGUCGGGUGGGGAUGCACAGUCAAUUCUGCGACUCGAGUCCGGGGAUGUGAAAGGCCCCGGGMAGAUUCCGAGCGGGUCGCUAAGACGACCCAGGAAACGGUAGCAGAUCCGAUGAAGGGAACUAUUUGUUACUAUACGAACCGGGGCUCGGUGCAAUGAAUUAGAGGGAAUGAAAGCCUUUCGCUGCCCUUUUUUGUCCUCUUGAGAUCAAUGAGCAUCCAUGGUCCGAGCACUGACGUAUGUCAAAAUUGUAACGAGCCGUAAACUUAAGCACAGCAGCUGAAUAAAAUUGAAGUAGCUAC
Pseudo-nitzschia multistriata is the source of this 1301-nucleotide messenger RNA. The record is from the annotation of a GenBank genome assembly. NCBI's taxonomy places the organism in Eukaryota, Bacillariophyta, Bacillariophyceae, Bacillariales, Bacillariaceae.